AUGCAACAACGACAAUUGAUUAUUUUUGUUUUGUUCAUUACAGUUACGUACGGAACACAGAUCAAUUAUUUUGAGCCUGAAGCAAUUUUAUCAAUUCUUCCAGAUCCAAUCACUAUUUUUGCUAAUUUAAUUCAAUUAUGGACUAAUGUAACAGAUUGUCCACCACCAUCUUGUCAAUGUCAAGUAAUAGCUAAUGUCACUAGUGAUCAUGAUGUUUAUCCUGUAAAAUUUUUGCCUGACAAGCCAAAUAUAGGCGCUGCUGACGUUGAUGAUCUUCAACCAGAUACAUUAUAUUCAUUUACUUUAAGUUGUGUUGGAACUGAUCAAACAAUGACACGUUACAAUCGUACAGAUUAUGGUCGUCCAUCAGCACCACAAAAUAUUACAGUUAUACUAAACUCUAAACGUCUCACAUUAUUCUGGUCACCUCCGUUAAAACCAGCUGGACCCGUUAAUAAUUAUAGAUUAAUUAUUGAUCAAUCUCCAGCUAUAGAUAAUAUACCAAACAGUCAAUUCUCUUAUAAUAUGAAAGAAGAUUAUAUUUAUGGACAAAAACAUGUAUUUUAUCUGCUAGCUUGUAAUAUAAAUCGUCAAAAUAUAUCAGAAUGUUCAAAUCCAAAUGAUGGUGAAACUAGUUUUAUUAUGUCAAUGACAACGACAUCUACACAAGUAACAAAUACACCAAAGAACGCCUCAUUUACUUGUGCAACACAAAUAGACUAUUUCAGUCUUGAAUCGUAUGUAGAAGAUUGGAUCGUUCAAACUAGUAUUUUUCCUGAACUUAUUCAAUUAUGGUCUAAUGUGACAGAUUGUCCACCACCAUCUUGCGACUGUGAAGUAAGAAGUAAUUCCACCGAUGACAAUGAUAAUGAUGCUUAUCCUGUAGAAUUUAUGUCUAACAAGCCAAAUAUAGGCUCUGCUGACGUUGGUGAUCUUCAACCAGAUACAUUAUAUUCAUUUACUUUAAACUGUAUUGGAAGUAAUGAGACAAUCACACGUUAUAUUCGAACAGAUAAUGGAUAUCCAUCAGCACCACAAAAUAUUACAGUGCAAUUAAAUUCUAAACAUCUCACUUUAUUCUGGUCAUUUCCUUUAUUACCAGCUGGAUCAAUUAAUCAUUAUAAAUUAAUUUUAAAUAGACAAGUGCUAAGUAAUAAUAUAUCGAACAUUCAAUUCUCUUAUAAUAUGACAGAAGAUUAUAUUUAUGGACAAAAACAUGUAUUUUAUCUUCAAGCUUGUAAUAUAAAUUAUCAAAAUCAGUCACUAUGUUCGCAUCCAAAUGAUAGUAUGGCUACCUUUUAUAUGCCAAUGACAACAACAACAUCUACACAAGAAACAAUUUUUCCAUGA
Molecule: messenger RNA, 1350 nt
Organism: Rotaria sp. Silwood1
Lineage: Eukaryota; Metazoa; Rotifera; Eurotatoria; Philodinida; Philodinidae
Source: the annotation of a GenBank genome assembly